Arabidopsis thaliana (thale cress) is the source of this 369-nucleotide messenger RNA. RefSeq names its product Beta-1,3-N-Acetylglucosaminyltransferase family protein. Lineage: Eukaryota; Viridiplantae; Streptophyta; Magnoliopsida; Brassicales; Brassicaceae. The coding region runs from base 1 to 369 and encodes 122 amino acids. The record is from RefSeq and is marked reviewed. The transcript is spliced from 2 exons.
AUGGCAACAAACGCUUGCAAAUUCCUUUGCCUAGUUCUCUUAUUUGCCUUUGUCACCCAAGGGUAUGGGGAUGAUUCUUAUUCUCUCGAGAGCUUAUCUGUGAUACAAUCGAAGACCGGGAACAUGGUUGAGAACAAACCGGAGUGGGAAGUGAAAGUGCUGAAUUCUAGUCCCUGCUAUUUCACUCACACAACGUUGUCAUGUGUCCGUUUCAAAUCGGUCACACCCAUCGACAGUAAGGUUCUAUCUAAAUCCGGUGACACGUGUCUCCUCGGCAACGGCGACUCUAUCCAUGAUAUCAGUUUCAAAUACGUAUGGGACACAAGCUUCGACCUCAAGGUUGUCGACGGCUACAUCGCUUGCUCUUAA